AUCCCUUGCAGGCCCUGCAGGUAAGCUAGGUACAUAGCCCAGCCUGGCGUCUGCAUUUUAGCAUCACUACAGGUACCUUGUACCUUUGUCAGUAUACCCCUGUCAUGCUAACAAUAAAUCCCAAAUCUACAGCUCUGUGGUUCCUAUAUCCUACGGGGAAUCUGUACAGAGGAGGGAUAUCUGCAUGCCAUACAGUUCAAUAGCAAGCUAAAGCGUCUCUUCAAGUCUUACCGCUUUACUCGGAAAUAGGAAAAAGCCCACCAGCCUCUUUUCCAUAUCUCGCUGUAACGCAUUCCACGACGACGACACUAAUGUAUGGUCGUGCUGUCAAUGCGUCGACGAGUGCGUCGCCAAGCAUUGAACGCAAAAGGCGCCUGGCCUGCGAUAACUGUCAUAUCUCCAAGGUUCGGUGCACCGGCGAGCUCUCUGGUUGCCAGCGCUGUGAGCGCGGCAACAAAACAUGUCACUAUAGCCAGUCGAACAUGGGCCGUACGCCAGGAGAUAGAGCGAACAGGAGACGAAAGUCAAGCGUUCCCAAGUCAAUGAGUUCUUAUAUCAACAGCCCUAUCAGUAGUCAUCAACAGCAACAACAGCACGACUGGAAUUCGUCUACCAGCCUAUCUAGCGGACUUGGCGACAGCGAACAACAGAUUGAACAGAACGAACCACAGUUCACAACCUCAUCUGUAGAGGGAAACUAUAGCGUUCAUCAUCAAAAUCGGUCAGCUAGUGAUUCUAUGAGUAUCUCACAUGGACCUACUAGUCAGCGAAAACAUUCGACGACAUCCAUGCUACUUGAUAAUAUUAGCGAUGAUCUCCAGAGUCCCGGCUUUGACCCUCUUAUAUCAAAUUUCGAGGAUAUAGACUUUUCAGAUAUCGAUGAUAAUCAUUUCGAAGUUAUUGGAACUUCUUUAGACUUGACAUUUCCUCGGUUUGUGACUCCUCCGUCUCCUCGAGUUUCACCAACUCAGCAACAACAACAGCAGCAACAGCAGCAACUCCAUGCAACACAACUAUUUGGAACUUCUUCAUCAACUACAACGUCAGCAUCAAGUUACCAAGGUCCCGGUUCCGGCCAGACGCCUAGCACGCCGUAUUCUUCCGGAGGUGACGUUAACUACUGGACGGCACAGCUUGAUGAGCUUUCUCGCAGGCCACAUAAAUCCCCAAUGCCGCUUGAUGAAGUACUUCACCAGAGCUCGCAAUUUCUUCCACGCGUAACUGAGGCUCUCCGCACUUUACCCUCAGCAGACCCAUUGCCAUCUACGCAUAUGAUUCUUAUACUAGUAUGUCUGACUCAAGUAAUUACCUUCUUCGAACAAUGCAUGCCGUCCGUAAUCUGCGGCCUCGCAACCGGGGGAUCAUCCGGCGACCUUUCACUUCAUCUCGGCGCCUACCAGGUCGACCGCGAGGUCCAGCAGGCUUUACAGAUGCACAUAGUGGGGAGGGAGUUAUCAAGCGUCCUUCAGGUAUCCAAGUUAAUCAAACAGACACUGCUACAGCCAGACUGGAACAACAUUCCUAAGCGCACUCACGACCUUCUGCUGGAAGACUUACAGGUCAGGACGAAGACGCUCAUGUAUCAGAUAAAACAGAAAUGGAGUUCAGCGCGGCGGCUCGCGCUGUAAGAGAUAUUAUCAUUUAAACCAAUAUCCGUUCCAAUGGCUUGU
Daldinia caldariorum is the source of this 1670-nucleotide messenger RNA. RefSeq lists its product as uncharacterized. The coding region runs from base 312 to 1628 and encodes 438 amino acids. Gene Ontology annotation, biological process: regulation of DNA-templated transcription. The record is from RefSeq and is a predicted model, not a curated record. The transcript has 2 exons. NCBI's taxonomy places the organism in Eukaryota, Fungi, Ascomycota, Sordariomycetes, Xylariales, Hypoxylaceae. Gene Ontology annotation, molecular function: DNA-binding transcription factor activity, RNA polymerase II-specific; zinc ion binding.